Messenger RNA from Sabethes cyaneus, 1301 nucleotides. RefSeq names its product short neuropeptide F (gene sNPF). The coding region runs from base 1 to 660 and encodes 219 amino acids. Lineage: Eukaryota; Metazoa; Arthropoda; Insecta; Diptera; Culicidae. The record is from RefSeq and is a predicted model, not a curated record. The transcript is spliced from 5 exons.
AUGUACCGAAUAAUUCUAACGACGUUGAGUUUACUACUAGUACUUAGUCCCGGUGGAUUGAUGUCCGAACUAUCACAAAAUGAUGACGGAUCAAUAAAAGACUUGUAUAAAUAUCUACUACAACGAGAGUAUGUUGCCCCAGUAGCAUAUGCAGAUCAUCAAAUCAAACGAAAAGCUGUUCGUUCGCCCUCGUUGCGGUUACGAUUUGGACGUCGUAGUGAUCCUUCAAUGCCAGUUAAACCCAUAGAUGACGAACUAAUCGAAUCAAGAUCAGUACGCGCACCGCAGCUACGAUUACGUUUCGGCCGUAGUGAUCCUUGGUGGACAUCGUUUAACGAGAAUGCUCUACUAGAUGACUAUUUCGAAAAACGGGCUCCGUCCCAAAGGCUUCGAUGGGGUCGCUCCGGAGGCUUGUUUCCUGUAGAUGACGUCAUGAAGCAAAAGACGAUUAGAGCACCUCAAUUACGCCUCCGAUUUGGUAGAAGCGACCCAUCGUGGACGAUUUACAACGAGCACGUGUUAGAUGAAAGGCAACUUGCGGACGCGACCCCAAAACCUCACCUGCGGUUUCAACUCGGGCAAGCUGACGACACAGCGGGUGAAAUAAGUGAGCAAACGGAAACUGAUGAAACCGAAUCACGAACUAUGGACAGCCAGUAAUUACCAACCAAGCAAGGACAACGUUUUGAAAGUAACGAGCGAUGUUUACGUUAGCCUUCACAUGUAGCAUAAGUUGCAUUAUUUUGGCCCCCAAAGAAGUGUUUUGUAUGUCUACCAGUGUGCAAUCCAUAAAUAGCUCUGCCAAAAAGGAAAACGUUUUCAUCGAACAAUCGAACUAAUGCAAAAUAUUACAAAACCAAUUAUGAUCUACUAAACCAGUGAUUAAUAUGUACUUAAUCGUCGAGGCUGAAAUAAAACAAAAAACACUUUCAAUAACAGUUGGCAGCAAUUCAGAUGCAAGUUAAGUGUGAUGAUAGCAUAAACUUAUUGAAACCGACACUAAUUGUACAAGCACUAUGUUACAUACCAUUCGAAUUUAAAAAAUAAAAAUUAUUAUUUUCAGCACAACUCAUUCAAAUUAUGCACAGCUCUCAAUUAUUGAUCAUCAUAGAAAAUAUCAGCAUUUGUUCCAAUUCAAAUUUUGAAAUAUUAGAUAUCUAGCCAAGAACUACAACUAGCAUCAGUUAGAAGCCAGGAAGAAGUGAACUCUUGAGUGCAUACAAGAAGAAAUAGGGCAAGGGAAAUAGUUAUAUUUAAUAAAAACAUCAUGUACAUGUAUAUAAUGAAGUAAAUACAUUCAA